Propithecus coquereli (Coquerel's sifaka) is the source of this 1095-nucleotide messenger RNA. RefSeq names its product tRNA (cytosine(38)-C(5))-methyltransferase-like. The transcript has 3 exons. The record is from RefSeq and is a predicted model, not a curated record. NCBI's taxonomy places the organism in Eukaryota, Metazoa, Chordata, Mammalia, Primates, Indriidae.
AUGGGGAGAGCGGCCUUCUUUGCGCCCGCCCUGCAAUCCGCGAGCCCCGCCAGGCGCAGCGUGCGGCCACCGCCGGCAGGAGCGAGGGGACCGCUCGGGCUGCGGAGCCCCUGUCCGGAGGCUGCUUUGUCGGAGGCUGCUUUGUCGGCGGCUCUGCGGCUUCCACGUGGGCAGACCUGGCCAGACGUCGGCUUUGUUUCAUCAGCAAUUUCUUUAUCUUCCUUCGCGUUACCCAACCCCGACAUCAGCCUACGAGUGCGCCUUCUACUUCUUGCCCGCGAACAUUCACAAACUAUACACCUCACGAGGACCAAUACCCAGAAUCUACAACUAGGCGGGGGUGGCCGGCACCGUGCUCUGAGAGAAAGCGGUAUACCUGCGCAAGGCGCGGCUGCCACUGACGCAAACUCUGUAGCUAAUGACGUAUACAAGUGUAAUUUCCCUCAGACACAGUUACUGGCCAAGCAGUUGAAGGUACCCACGGAGUUCCCCACCACCGAAUACAAACACCCACAAAAAUAUGCAAUAGAUGCAGAAAAUAAAAUUGAAGAAAAAAUUGAACCAAAUAUUUGCAUUGAUAGGAGCACACGAUGUUCUGGAAAAGAUGCCAUUCUUUUUAAGCUUGAAAUUGCGGAAGAAAUUGAAAGGAAAAAUCAACAAGACAGCGAUCUCUCUGUGCAAACACUAAAAGAUUUUCUUGAAGAUUACAUUGACAUGCAUGAGUAAUUUUUACCUCCAAAGUCAUUGCUGUGAUAUGCUCUUUUCAUUGUUAAACCCACUUGCAGAAGGUCUGUGUGCUUUACCAAAGGUUAUGGAAGCUACGUAGAAGGGACAGGAUCUGUGUUGCAGACUGCAGAGCACAUGCAGAUUGAGAAUAUCUACAAAUCUCUUAUCAAUUGGACACAAGAAGAAAAGAUAACAAAGUUGUUAAUGCUUAAACUGCGAUAUUUCACUCUUAAAGAAAUAGCAAAUCUUGGAUUUCCUUCAGAGUUUGGAUUUCCUGAGAAGACAACAGUGAAACAGCAUCACCGCCUGCUUGGAAACAGUCUCGACGUGCAUGUAGUAGCUAAACAAAUCAAAAUCCCAUGUGAGUAA